This is a messenger RNA of Diabrotica balteata, 1742 nucleotides long. NCBI's taxonomy places the organism in Eukaryota, Metazoa, Arthropoda, Insecta, Coleoptera, Chrysomelidae. The record is from the annotation of a GenBank genome assembly.
AGUAUUUGUUACAUGAUUGUGAAAAACGAUUAUGCUUUAACAAUCAAGUGGCAAUAAGUGUCAAUUCUUGUUAAAUUUCAUUCAAUGCAUUUGGUUUAAAAAAAACACCUAGAAACAAUCUGUGAUAGUAAAAGCAGAAUAUCUAAAUCAGUUAUUAAAAUGGCAAUAAAAAAUAUUUGCUGCCUUGGAGCUGGUUAUGUAGGAGGGCCAACCUGCAGUGUGAUAGCUUUUAAAUGUGCAGAUAUUAAAGUUACUGUAGCUGACCUCAACCCUAAACGAAUAGCCCAGUGGAACUCGGAAAAACUUCCAAUUUAUGAGCCUGGUUUGAAUAAUAUAGUAUGGCAGUGCAGAAAUAGGAAUCUAUUCUUUACCACUGACAUUACACAAGCAAUAUUAGAUGCUGACUUGAUAUUCAUAUCAGUGAACACACCCACAAAAUUGAAUGGAAAUGGCAAGGGAAGAGCUCCUGAUUUAAAAUACAUCGAAGGUGCAGCCAGACUAAUAGCAGAUGUAGCUGUAACUAAUAAAAUCGUAGUAGAGAAAAGUACUGUCCCUGUUAGGGCUGCUGAAAGUAUAGCAAACAUUUUAAGAGCUAACCAGAAGCCAGGAACCACUCAUCAAAUAUUAUCAAAUCCCGAAUUCUUGGCCGAAGGUACGGCGGUCAAUGAUCUGCUCAAUCCUGAUAGAGUUUUAAUUGGAGGAGAAGAUACUCAAGCUGGACGAGAAGCAAUAGAGGUGUUAUGCUCAGUUUAUGAAAACUGGAUACCCAGGGGGAAGAUUAUUACCAUGAAUACAUGGUCUUCUGAGUUAUCAAAACUGGCUGCUAACGCUAUGCUGGCUCAGAGAAUAUCUAGCAUUAACUCUUUGUCAGCAGUAUGUGAAUCUACAGGAGCGGAUAUAUCGGAAGUAGCUAGAGCUGUGGGUUUAGACUCAAGGAUUGGCUCCAAAUUUCUACAGGCUUCAGUUGGAUUUGGUGGAAGCUGUUUUCAAAAAGAUAUUCUUAAUUUAGUAUAUAUUUGUGAAUGUUGUAACCUACCAGAAGUUGCUGCCUAUUGGCAGCAGGUAAUAGAUAUGAACGAAUAUCAGAAGAGCCGAUUUACGAAACAAAUUAUACAAUCAAAUUUUAAUACAUUGAGUGAUAAGAACAUCUGCAUGCUUGGUUUUGCCUUCAAGAAAAAUACAGGCGAUACUAGAGAGAGCCCAGCUAUACACGUAGCGAAAACUUUGUUAGAUGAGGGAGCAUCUCUUCGAAUUUAUGACCCAAAGGUUAGUAUAAAACAAAUUUAUGAAGAUCUUACUAAACCUGACGAUGGUUCGAUUCCCAGUUUGUAUAAAGAAAAAUUUGCGACAUACGAUGAUCCUUACGAAGCUGCGAAGGAAUGUCACGCUAUUGUUGUUUGUACUGAAUGGGACGAAUUUAUAGCUCUAGAUUACAAAAGAAUCUAUUCCAGUAUGAUGAAGCCUGCGUACGUAUUUGAUGGAAGAAAAAUACUUGAUCAUCAAGCACUGAUUCAAAUUGGAUUUCAUGUUCGAACUUUGGGCCGUAGUUUUGAAAAUUACUAAUAUUGGAGACAAAAGACGCACACCCAAAGUAUUUUUAUUUUUUUAAGUAUUAUUUUAAAUUAUGUACUUAUUUAAUUCGUUUAUAAAAGUAACACUGCAUGCUUUAAGUAUGCUAUUAUUAUAUGUUCAAAAUGUAAGAAGUUAUAUUUUGCCAAUAUAUAUUAAAGGAGAUUAAUUGC